Cydia amplana is the source of this 714-nucleotide messenger RNA. RefSeq names its product putative gamma-glutamylcyclotransferase CG2811. The record is from RefSeq and is a predicted model, not a curated record. Gene Ontology annotation, molecular function: gamma-glutamylaminecyclotransferase activity. Lineage: Eukaryota; Metazoa; Arthropoda; Insecta; Lepidoptera; Tortricidae. Gene Ontology annotation, cellular component: cytosol. The transcript is spliced from 5 exons. Bases 93 to 641 code for a protein of 182 amino acids.
AGAGAGGGAAAGUAAUUUUUAAAUAUUUUAUUCACGGUGAUAGUUUUGCAUUUUGUUAUCUUAUUUUAUCGGUGUAAUUUACAUAAAGAUUAAUGAUACAGGCUGUGAAUGGGUUAAUACACUCUAACAUAAGACAGUUUAUCGUGCAUUUCGUAAGAAAGAUGACCCACCAAGUCUUUGUCUAUGGCACACUAAAGCGUAACGAACCUAACCACUACUGGCUGACUAACCCGGAGAACGGAGCGAGCAAGUUCAUAGCCAACGGAACAACAAAGACCAAAUAUCCACUAAUCAUCGCUACGCGAUACAACAUUCCAUUCUUACUUUAUAGUCCGGGCGAUGGAUCUAACGUUCAAGGUGAAGUGUAUGAAGUAGAUGACAAAAUGCUUAGUAACCUGGACAUAUUGGAGGACCAUCCAAAAUUCUAUGUAAGAGAAGUAGAUGACAUCCUAAUACAGAAAGGUAAUGAAACAACAACAACAAAAUGCUGGGUGUACUUCCUGAAGACCUUUAAACCGGAACUGCUCAAGAAGCCAACGAUGAGCAACUACUCCUCGGCCGGACCCCACGGCCUCGUCUACGCGGAGAGUAAUAACGAAUCGACCAUGGACGAUUUGUACGAUGAUAUUUUAAAGAAAUAAUGCGAUUGUUUGCGUCGUAUUAUAUGCAAAAAUUAUUUCCUUGUAAAUAUUUCGAGUAACAUGUAUUUUUAUA